ACAACUACCCUAACAACAAAACCUACUACUAACCCAACAACAACUGCAACUACUUCAACAACUAAACCUGCCACUACCCAACCAAACAAUACCAUUUCUUCAACAACUAAACCUACCACUACCCCAACAACAACUACUGCAAUUACCCCAACAACUAAACCUACCACAACCCCAACAUCAAAACAUUCUACUACCCCAACAACUACUGCAACGACUUCAACAACACCUACUACAAUUUCUUCAACAACUAAACCUACCACUACCCCAACAACAACUACUGCAACUACCCCAACAACUAAACCUACCAUAACCCCAACAACAACUCCUACCACUACCCCAACAUCAAAACCUUCUACUACCCCAAUAACUACUGCAACUACUUCAACAACAACUACUACAGCUACUUCCACAACUAAACCUUUCACUACCCCAACAACAACUACUACAACUACCCCAAAAUCAAAACCUACAACUACCCCAAUAGCAACUACUACCUCUACUUCAACAUCUAAACCUACCACUACCCCAACAACACCUACUACAACUACCCCUACAACUAAACCUAACACUACCCCAACAAAAUAUCCUACCACUACCCCAACAACAUCUACUACCACUACCCCAACACCACCUACAACUACUUCAACAAUUAAACCUACCACUACUCCAACAUCUCCUACCACUACCCCAACGACAAAACCUACCACCACCCCUACAACUACUUCAACAACAACUACUACAACUACUUCAUUAACUAAACCUACCACUACCCCAACAACUAAUACAACUACCCCAACAACAAAACCUACUACUAACCCAACAUCAACUACAACUACUUCAACAACUAAACCUACACCCACCCCAACAACACAACCUACCACUACCCCAACAGCUACUACCACCACUACCACUACCCCAACAACAACUACUACAUCUACCCCAACAUCAAAACCUACCACUACCCCAACAGCUACUACCACCACUACCACUACCCCAACAUCUACUUCAAUUACUUCAACAACUAAACCUACCAGUAAGCCAACAUCUACUACAACUACCCCAACAUCAAAACCUGCCACUACCCCAACGUCUACUACAACUACUCCCACAACUAAACCUACCACCUCCCCAACAACAAAACAUUUGACAACAGCAUCUACCACAACAACAGGCUUCAUUGUAGUCACAAAUCCACCACAUACAUCGCAGUCACCCGCACCUCAAGUGCAAAAUACAACUUUGACCAUACAGACAGAAAAAACUAUGACAUCAAAACCUACCACAACCCCUAUCACUACCCCAACAACAACCCCUACCACCACCCCAACAACAACAACCCCUACCACUACCCCCAAAACAACCCCUACCAUUACCCCCAAAACAACCCAUAUCACUAGCCCAACACCCCCUACCACUAGCCCAACCACAAAUCCUACCACAUUAUGUUUUUGCACAUAUAAAAAUCUAAAUUUCCCUGCUGGUUCCUUGAUAUAUAAUGAGACUGAUGGGGCAGGCUGGUGUUUCACCUCUUACUGUAACUCAAGUUGUGUUGUUGAGAAACAAGCCAGACCAUGUCCCUCUACGACCCCGGCUACAGUCAGCACUGUCUCAGCUACAGUCAGCACUGUCUCAACAACAACAGAAGCUACACAUUCUACAACAUCUACUUUGUCCCCGACUACACCUUACAAGGGCUGUGAAUAUGUCAUUCCACCAAGAAAGGAUGGUGAGACUUGGAAGACAGACAACUGCACUACUCAGACUUGCCACAGGGGUGUAAUUACCACCACGCCUGUGGACUGUAAGUCUGUAGAAAAGCCUGUGUGUGAAAAUGGAUACCCACCAGUGAAAGUCUAUGACGAAUCAGGUUGCUGCUAUCACUACGAAUGUGAAUGUAUAUGCUAUGGAUGGGGAGACCCUCAUUACGUCACAUUUGAUGGCCAAUAUUACAGUUUCCAGGAAAACUGCACCUACGUUUUGAUUAAAGAAAUAGUUCCUCGACAGAACUUCAGUGUCAUCAUCGACAACUAUAACUGCGAUCCGUCUGGACAUGCGACCUGCCCUCAGUCUCUGAUUGUCAAUUACAAGUCCUAUAAAAUCGUUCUUACUCCGAAGAGAUUAAACGUGACAACAAAUAUGGUUUACAUCAAUGGAAAUCAGAUCUUCCCAACCUUUUCUAAUGAAGACCUCAUGAUCACCAGCACUGGGGUAGAGUUACUGUUGAUGAUCCCUGCCAUUAAAGCAACAGUGAUGUUUAAGUCCCUUAUGUUCAGUGUAACCCUGCCAGACUCCCUAUUCCACAACAACACAGAGGGGCAGUGUGGUACCUGUGACAAUAUCAGGAAAAAUGAUUGCAGAUUACCGAAUGGAAAGAUUGACCCAUCAUGUCCUGGGAUGGCUCAUGAAUGGAAGAUUCCUGAUGCUAAAAAACCCUACUGUGAACGGCAACCCGUUAUCCUACCUACCCCCACGCCUCUAACCUGCCCGUCAAGAAAGACAUCAAUCUGUGACAUCAUACUUAGCCCGGUCUUUAAGCAAUGCCAUGAUGUUAUCCCACAACAACCCUUCUUCGAGGCCUGUAAGUUUGAUGUCUGCAACAUGCCAAAUAUCUCAAUCGGCUGCUCCAGCCUGGAAGCCUACGCUGUGAGGUGUGCAGCAGCUGGAGUCUGUAUCGACUGGAGGAAAUCAACUAAUGGAACAUGUGAUCUGACAUGCCCUAAGACCAAAGUGUAUAAGGCAUGUGGCUCUACUAUCCAGCCAACAUGCAAUUCAAGAUACAAUGACAAAUAUGUGCAUUCAUGUCAGGGAGCACAAAUGACCCGUAACAUUGUAUGUGACUCAUUCAUGGAGGGCUGUUUCUGCCCUGAGGGUACCAUCUUGUUCAACACAUUCUCUGACACCUGUGUUCGUGACUGUGGAUGCACAGGACCUGAUGGAAAACCCAAACAGUUUGGUGAGACUUGGUACAGUAACUGCCAAAAGUGCAUGUGUAAUGCUGACACACUGAGUGUCCAGUGUGAACCAGUGAAAUGUCCGCCCCAAGAUAUUGUUACCUGUAAGAAGUACGGUGAGGUGUUGGUCAACGAGACGGUGGACUGCUGUCAGAAAAAUACAUGUGUGCCCAAACCUGUUUGUGUCCACAACAAUACUGAAUACACGGUGAGAACUUGGGAGUUUUGGUCGCCCCCUAGUGACCGCUGUGUGAAGUAUGAAUGCACGAAGACAAACAACCAGUUCAUCGUUGUGGAAUCCAAAUUGGAAUGCCCAGUGUUCCGUCCAGAGGACUGUGUCCCUGGAACUGAGAAAACUGAUGCAAAUGGAUGUUGCACAACCUGCACUUUAAUCAGUCACUGUGAUGUGAAGAACACCACCACCUACCUUGAGGUGAAUAACUGCAGGUCCUCUGUGCCGGUGGAAAUCUCAGCCUGCGGGGGAUCCUGUGGAACAUCUUCUAUGUACUCUGCAGAGAAAAACACCCUGAUGCACUCCUGCUCCUGCUGUCAAGAGAUGUCUACCAGUGAGAGGAAGGUGGAGAUGGUCUGCCCUGGUGGGAAGAAGAUCACGCAGUCCUACAUUUAUAUUGAUAAGUGUGGCUGCCAUGACUCUGAGUGUGACAAGAAGAACCACUUAGAUUAGGCCUUGAAGAAUGAAGUCUUUUGAAGUGUUCUUAUUUACCUGCAUGGAAUAUUCAAUAGUUUUAUCUAAAGGGAACCAAUAGGGUCUGUCUCAUUAUCAUAUAGGCUACUUUCAUGAACUGCAUGUCCUUUCUCUCUACCUACACUAUCAUAGACAUAAUGCAAACCUAUUAAACUGAUGAAGAAGCAUGAA
Molecule: messenger RNA, 3828 nt
Organism: Oncorhynchus gorbuscha (pink salmon)
Lineage: Eukaryota; Metazoa; Chordata; Actinopteri; Salmoniformes; Salmonidae
Product: mucin-2-like
Exons: 16
Cellular component (GO): extracellular matrix
Molecular function (GO): protein binding
Source: RefSeq, a predicted model, not a curated record